Messenger RNA from Leptosia nina, 279 nucleotides. Lineage: Eukaryota; Metazoa; Arthropoda; Insecta; Lepidoptera; Pieridae. The record is from the annotation of a GenBank genome assembly.
AUGCCACGUAAGCGUUUACAUAAGAAAUUGAAUGCAAAGGUUUUAGACACGCUAUCCCGAAUUUUAACCGGCAUCAUAAGAGAACAGACACUUUUAGAAAAACAAAAAACGCAAUCAAUCCGUCAGAAAGAGAACGAUAAGUCUUGGGUGGCGAAUAUUAAGUAUAUCAGAGUAAUAGAAAAAGAGGAGUUCGAUCCUACGUUAAAGGAUCUAGGAUCAUUUUGGGAGAAUUGUACUUUUCCAAAAGAUUGGGACGAAAAUGACUUUAAUAUUGAUUAA